AUGAGUUCUGACCGAGAGGAGCAUGACAUGGUCUGUCAGAAAGCUGUGACCCUCAUCGUUGACCUCUGCCUGCACAACAGCACGCUGCUGGAGCCGGACACCUGCCAGGACUUCCUCUUCCUGUUGUCCAGCCACGGCUCGGACCACAAGGACCCGGCAGCUCCCUUCGGCCUCCUGCCCGGUGUGUUUGUGCUCUGCGGCCUGGCUCUGCUGGGCCUCCUCUCGCUCGUCUCCUGGAAGCUGUGCUGGCUGCCUUGGCGGACGAAGGCCCACUUCCCCAGUCCGUCGCUCGCCCCGGCCCGCGGCCCACCCCGCUGCCCCUUCCCGCCGCCUCCCCCCUCGCCCAGCUCCCAGCAGCCGCCAGUCACCAUGGCGACCGAGAAGGUGAAGGACCCCGUGGGCUCCAUGGGCUUCCUGGAGGCUGCGGUGAAGAUAAGCCACACAUCUCCUGACAUCCCCACUGAUGUGCAGCUCUCCAUGAGGGAGCACUUCCUGCGCCGCACGCAACGCAUGCAGAGACAAGCCACCGAGCCGACCUCCUCCACUCGCCACAACUCAUUCAAACGACACCUGCCCAGGCAGAUGCAGGUGGGAAGUUUCGACCUGGGAUGUGACUUCAUGAUGGACAAAGAGGAGAAGCCCACCAGCAUCGGCCGCAUCCAGCCGGAGCUCUACCAGGAGAAGACCCAGGAAUCGGAGGAAACGUCCAAGAACGGCAGCAGCAAAAACUGUGGCAGGAUUAACUUCUCCCUCAAGUACGACUAUGAAAACGAGGCGCUGCUGGUGAACAUCCUGAAGGCUCUGGACCUGCCGGCCAAGGACCUGUGCGGCACGUCCGACCCUUACGUGAAGGUCUACCUCCUCCCGGACCGCAAGAAGUUCCAGACCCGCGUCCACCGGAAAACCCUCAACCCCACGUUCAGCGAAACCUUCCAGUUCCCCGUGCCGUACGAGGAGCUGGCCAUCAGGAAGCUGCACAUGAGCGUCUUUGACUUUGAUCGGUUCUCCCGGCACGACAUGAUCGGGGAGGUGGAGCUGGACAACUUGUUCGAGACGUCAGACCUCUCCAGGGAGACGAACAUAUGGAGGGAGAUCCAGUACGCCACCAGUGAAAGUGUGGACCUUGGAGAGGUCAUGUUCUCACUCUGCUACCUGCCGACCGCCGGCAGACUCACACUGACCGUCAUCAAGUGCAGGAACCUCAAGGCCAUGGACAUCACCGGAUACUCAGAUCCCUACGUGAAGGUGUCGCUCAUAUGCGACGGGAGACGUUUGAAAAAGAAGAAGACGAGCAUCAAGAAGAACACUCUGAAUCCCACCUACAACGAGGCCAUCAUCUUCGACAUCCCCCCCGACAGCAUGGACCACGUCAGCCUGCACAUCUCCGUCAUGGACUACGAUCUGGUAGGUCAUAAUGAGAUCAUUGGCGUGAUGCGGGUCGGGUGCAGCGCCGAGGGACUCAGCAGGGACCACUGGAACGAGAUGCUGGCCUACCCACGCAAGCCCAUUGCACACUGGCACCCCCUGCUGGAGUCUAAGAAAUCCGAGAAGGAGUGGAAGGCCAGGACGGCCAGCUUCGACAGCCAGGGCUCCUGCCCCUCGCCCCGCCCCCCCGCCAGCCCCUGA
Limanda limanda (common dab) is the source of this 1626-nucleotide messenger RNA. RefSeq names its product synaptotagmin VIa (gene syt6a). Gene Ontology annotation, biological process: calcium-ion regulated exocytosis; regulation of dopamine secretion; cellular response to calcium ion. Gene Ontology annotation, cellular component: membrane. The transcript is spliced from 7 exons. Lineage: Eukaryota; Metazoa; Chordata; Actinopteri; Pleuronectiformes; Pleuronectidae. The record is from RefSeq and is a predicted model, not a curated record. Gene Ontology annotation, molecular function: clathrin binding; calcium-dependent phospholipid binding; syntaxin binding. Bases 1 to 1626 code for a protein of 541 amino acids.